GGUUCUAGGCAGCGUAGCAAAUGUGGAGCACCGGGCGGGCGAGGGAGACGAAGAAGCGAGCGGUCGAAUCCAAGCUCUCUUGCAAUCGCAGGGCGGCCAGAUCGCCGCCAUUGCAGUGCAAGGACUUUCCCUCAGGCGAUCCCUCUUCGUCGGCUUCUCAGCGCCCUGAUGAUUCUUCUUCCACCACGGCCCUCCACAGCGAGUGUGCUGUGGUUUGGAGCAAUGCGGCCUAUCGGUCCGAGACCAUUGGCAGUAGCUCUAGCUCCAGCGAGCGGCGGCCUGGAUUGAAGGGAUCAUGGAGCUCCGCAGCGAAGAAUUUCUCGUCCACUGGGAAGUUCGCUGUCAAUGUUGGCGUGAUCGGUGCUGCGUCUUUUGGGUUCUUAACUUCCACGAGGAAAGUUCUCAGCGAUGAUCCAGCUUUUAGAGAGGCUUGUUCUUUGGCCACGCCAGCUACAUUGCAACGUGGUGUGGAAAGAAGUCUCGAUGAAUGCUGGAUUCAUGGUCCGGAUCGUAACAUUGAAGGAGAGCUGCUAGAAACGAUCGUCCAGGCGGAGCUGGAAGAUGAGAACGAUCGUAGGCUCGAGGAAGAGCUGCAAAGUGGGAUCGCGGCGUUGUCAAAGAAGCUGGCCGACUUACAAUGCGAGCGUGAAGAGAAAAAGAUGGCACUAAGCGACCCUUUGUCGAAGAAAAGCUUUGCAGCAGAGAAUGUCUCCCGUAAGAAGCCAUCCAACGAAAAGAACUUUCAGCAACGAGUCAGGAUCUUGCAAAAGGAGAACGUAGGAGGGACGCGAUUGGCACGCUCCAAUCCGGAAAAAUCCAGAGACAACGUCCCGAGGGAGAAAAAGCUCGUGAAGUCGAGUGACAAUACUCGCCGUGGCGAUGAGAAGAAAGUCCCAACUAAGUCGAGACAAAAGGAAGGUGUGACUAAAACGCAAUUCAUAGGAGCGGAAAAACCUGUGCGCCUGGAAGAGCAACUAAAAACUUUGCGACUGUCACCACGCUUCUGGGGGAAAACUUUCGACUGGGCGAAAAGCUUAAGAUCCACCAAGGCUCCAGACAGGAAUGCUCCAUCGAAGAAACAAGCUACUGCGAGCAGGCCUGUUCUUGGCGAGAAGAACAGGCAAGUAAAAAUGGACGCGACCACCGGUAUCCGCAAGGGCCAGAUGAAAGAAAACAGGAACCCGCAAGCUCCGCAGGGACGAUGCGAGAAGGCACGGUCGAAGCCAGCGAAUUAUGCUUCUAAAACGGCCAAAGUUUCCAGGUCCGAGGAGGAAAGCUUCCCGGUUUUUACAGCUAAACUCCGCGACUAAUACGUGGUCCAAAGCCAGCGAGGAU
Messenger RNA from Selaginella moellendorffii, 1335 nucleotides. RefSeq lists its product as uncharacterized. The transcript is spliced from 2 exons. The coding region runs from base 21 to 1310 and encodes 429 amino acids. The record is from RefSeq and is a predicted model, not a curated record. NCBI's taxonomy places the organism in Eukaryota, Viridiplantae, Streptophyta, Lycopodiopsida, Selaginellales, Selaginellaceae.